Molecule: messenger RNA, 525 nt
Organism: Psammomys obesus (fat sand rat)
Lineage: Eukaryota; Metazoa; Chordata; Mammalia; Rodentia; Muridae
Gene: Ascl3
Product: achaete-scute family bHLH transcription factor 3
Exons: 1
Coding region: 1-525 (174 amino acids)
Biological process (GO): developmental process; regulation of transcription by RNA polymerase II
Molecular function (GO): DNA-binding transcription factor activity, RNA polymerase II-specific; protein dimerization activity; RNA polymerase II transcription regulatory region sequence-specific DNA binding
Source: RefSeq, a predicted model, not a curated record
AUGGACACCAGAAACUACCCCAGCCCUCCAGACAGGCUCUCUGUCUUCUCCGAGUCUGCCCACUUGCCACUGUCCAGGCCCUUCUACCUGGACCCCAUGGUCACUGUCCACUUGUGCCCUGAGGCCCCGGUGCCACCCCCUUACAUGGAUGAGCUGCCUCUGUUGCCUUUUCCCAGCGAUACCCUGAUCUUGGACAAUUACGGGGAUCCAUACCCCUUCCCCUUCCCUAUGCCUUAUGCCAACUAUAGGCGCUGCGACUAUGCCUACGGGCCCACCUUCAUCCGCAAGAGGAACGAGCGGGAGAGGCAGCGCGUCAAGUGUGUGAACGAAGGCUACGCCCGGCUGCGGCGGCACCUGCCGGACGAUUACCUGGAGAAGCGGCUCAGCAAAGUGGAGACCCUCAGAGCUGCCAUCAAGUACAUCAGCUACCUGCAGUCUCUGCUGUGCCCGGAUGAGGCUGAGACCAAGAGGAACCCUAGAACCGCCAGCUGUGGCUCCUUGGAGCCUGCUCUGAAAGUCAUUUGA